Pseudonaja textilis is the source of this 2871-nucleotide messenger RNA. The record is from RefSeq and is a predicted model, not a curated record. Lineage: Eukaryota; Metazoa; Chordata; Lepidosauria; Squamata; Elapidae.
AGAAGAUAGGUUUGCUGAUGCCAAUCAAUAAAACGGUGGUAAAAAAGUCGACUAGAGCAAAGUUAGUGUCUUAGAUUGAAAAUACAUUAUAAAAAUAAAAAGGGACUGAUUAUUUCUUGCAGAAAUUGUGGACUUUUUCUCCAUAAUAGGUAGAACUUGGACCUACCAAGUAUUUGCAACCAGGUUCAGAAGAGUAAUCAAUGCAUUCCUUCUAACAGAUACUCCUGGGUUUGAAAAUGAACAAACAGAACACCAUGUCCAAUGAGCAGACUAUAAAUCUUGACCAGUUUGGCACAGAUAUACUUGCAGAAAUCGAGAAACUGUUCCAGAAGACCUUUUCAUACACCAAACCAGCCAACAAUGAAUGGCAGUUGCCUGAUCCCAGCCAUGUUUUCACCUCCCACCACAAAGCGUUUGGUUCUCUUGAGGCACUCAAGGAUUCUUUGAACGAGGUCAAGAACAAACUCAGUGAUAAGCAACUGGAUGAGUGGCACCAGCACACUUCCUUUACCAACAAAGCCGGGAAAGUUAUUGCCCAUGUCAAGAAAUCUGUCAGCGCUGAGUUGUGCACGCAGGCGUGGUGCAAAUUCCACGAGAUUGUUUGCAGUUUUCCUCUUCUCCCAAGUGAUGCUCUCCAGAACGGCGAACUCAACUCCGUCCACCUAUGUGAGGCCCCCGGGGCUUUUAUAGCCAGCCUCAACCAUUAUCUGAAGUCUCACCGUAUCCCUUGCGACUGGAACUGGGUGGCCAACACUUUGAAUCCGUAUCACGAAGCGAAUGAUACCCUUAUGAUGAUUAUGGAUGACCGGCUUAUUGCCAACACUUUGCCCUGGUGGUAUUUUGGUCCAGAGAACACCGGAGACGUCAUGAGCCUGAAUCACCUCACAGGGCUUCAGCAUUUCAUAAGCAACAUGGCUACUGUUCAUUUGGUCACCUCCGAUGGGAGUUUCGAUUGCCAAGGCAACCCAGGUGAGCAAGAGACACUAGUUUCCCCAUUGCAUUACUGUGAAACGGUCACUGCUCUAAUGACUUUGAGUCCUGGAGGCUCUUUUGUCCUGAAGAUGUUCACCUUGUUUGAACACAGUUCGGUGAAUCUGCUGUUUCUCCUCAACUGUUCCUUUGAGGAGGUUCACGUUUUUAAACCUGCGACGAGCAAAGCAGGGAACUCUGAGGCCUACGUGAUUUGCCUGCGCUAUUUGGGGCGGGAGGCCAUUCACUUUGUCUUAUCUAAGAUGCUGCAGAACUUUGGUUCCGAACUGGUGGCAAAAGCCCUGUUUCCCCAGCACUUGAUCCCAGAGUCGUUUCUCAAGGUCCACGAAGAAUGCUGUUUGUUCUUCCACAAGCAGCAAACGGAGACCAUUUCAGAGAACCUCCGUCUCUUUGAGCAUAUGGACGAGGCGGAGCAGGCCAGGUUAAACACUUUGCGGGACUGCUGUGUCCAAUAUUUCUUGCAGAGGUUCCAAUUGAAACCCCUGGCCCGAAGCAACUGGCUGGUGAAGAAGCCUCAUGCUGGCUACAGCAUGAAUUCCAAAUGGUUUGGGCAGAGGAACAGGUAUUUCUGCACCUACAACGAGAGGAAACUGCUGGAAUCUCUCUCCUGGGAAGAUAAGGUGGUCAAAGGAUGCCUUAACCACUGGACUGAGGAGCAUGUUCUCGGCAACGUUGGGAAGGGCUGCGUUUUAGAAGGAGUACCUGGCAACCUCGACUGUCGUUUAUGGUAUAUCUUGGAAGGCCAGCGAUUGCCAAGAGUUAAAUUUUCUCCCUUCUGUGGCGGUGAGGUCUUGAAGAGCCUUAACGAAGCCAUUGAAAAAUCUUUGGUUGGUCAAACUAUUCAUGACGAUCUUAUCCGGACAACGUUUGCAGAAUGCCGAUUCUGCUGUGUCCUUACAGCAUCAUCGGUGUUGUCUGAAUUAUCAGAACUUAUGGAAUAUUGUGAACCUACUCCAGAUCAAGAUAGCACGAGUCAAAAAAAGUGCUUGGUUUUAGGCUUCCCGCUGUUUUACGGUGAGGAAAGUAGGUUUGGCUUGGAAAUUAGAAACGUGGAGUCAGCACCUCUCUUGGCUUUUAGCUGUACUUUACUGCACGACGGAGAACCGAAAUAUCAACUGCAUUUUUUAGAAUGCCUCUUGGGUGCAUUUCCUCAGCUUCAAAAGGGAGAUGCGUUGGCUUUGCCUGUUCUUUCUUGCUUCACCCGCUUUAUGGCUGGUUUAGUCUUCAUAUUGCAGAACUGUUUUCAGAGUAUUUCUUUUGCUUGCCCCACAUCAUCUCAGCCUCUAAGGACUAAUGCCGUCUUGCUCUGUGCUGGAUAUCAAGGUCUUCCAGACUCGGUUUUCCAGUACUUGCAACAGCUAAGUGAGCUUAUGAGUACCCUGCUCGACUCCAAGUCCCCACAGCAGGUCUUGCAAUUCAUUCCUAUGGAGCAUCUGCUGAAGGGGUUGCUGAUGGAAUUCCUCUGGGACCUCAAUACGGCUAUUGCGAAAAGACAGUUGCAUCUGAUUGUCCAAAUUGAACAGCAGAAUAUGACCUGAGGAGGCUACAGUUUUUCUAGUUUGGCUAGUUAGACUUUUUUUUUUUUUAAUCUCUAGGGAACAUCUCAUGAACUGCUGAGGAAAAGGAGGAGUCUAGGCAGGAGUGGAUAAUCCGUGGACCCUGAAGGACUGUUAUAUUAUGUCUCUCAGCUGCCCCAGCCAGCCUGGUCAAUAGUAGGGAUACCAGUGGGAAUUGAUUAGGCAAUAACUGGAGCACCGUACGCGUUCCCUACUUUUCAUUUAAGUCAGGGCUGUCAAACUCCUGACCCGCGGGCCAGAUGCAUCAUGCACUGACCACGCCCAUGCCCGGUUUAGCGAAGGGAGGGGGAAGUUCCGAUACAUC